AUGAAAAAAAUUACUCGAUUAGAAGACUUAUCUAAUGAAUUGUUCUUCGAAAUAUUUGGUUAUUUACAUGCAACUGAUAGUUUUACGGCAUUUUCAAUACUCAAUCAACGUAUUACAUUGAUACUGUCUUCAAUUUCACUUCGUAUUGUUGUUUCCUCACAUCAAGCAGUUGCCAUUUCUCUUGAGGAUUUCAUUCGUGAUUUUACAUCUGUUAUUUCUUUCUUUUUCAUUCGAUAUACAUUUGAAAAUCUUGAACUAUGUGCACUUUAUUCAUCACAUUGGUCAAUACAAAUACGAACUGCAUUGCAACAAUUAAAAAAAUUCUCAUUAAACUAA
Messenger RNA from Rotaria sp. Silwood1, 336 nucleotides. The record is from the annotation of a GenBank genome assembly. NCBI's taxonomy places the organism in Eukaryota, Metazoa, Rotifera, Eurotatoria, Philodinida, Philodinidae.